Messenger RNA from Penicilliopsis zonata CBS 506.65, 1703 nucleotides. RefSeq lists its product as hypothetical. Gene Ontology annotation, molecular function: RNA binding. Gene Ontology annotation, biological process: regulation of mRNA splicing, via spliceosome; mRNA processing. Gene Ontology annotation, cellular component: spliceosomal complex. The transcript is spliced from 5 exons. Lineage: Eukaryota; Fungi; Ascomycota; Eurotiomycetes; Eurotiales; Aspergillaceae. The annotation marks the transcript as partial. The record is from RefSeq and is a predicted model, not a curated record.
CCUCUCUCCAACUAUCCAGCUAAGAGCGGCUUUCUGAAGCUAGCGGGCAAGAUGGCGACCAGCGUGGAUGCCAAACUGCUCAGGCAGACCAAGUUCCCUCCCGAAUUCAGCCGGAAGGUAGACAUGAACAAGGUCAAUAUCGAAGUGAUGAAGAAGUGGAUUGCUAGUAAAAUUUCCGAGAUUUUGGGCAAUGAAGACGAUGUGGUUAUUGAGCUCUGCUUCAACCUUCUCGAAGGGUCGCGCUAUCCGGAUAUUCGAUCCCUACAAAUUCAGCUCACCGGAUUCCUUGAUAGAGAUACACCUCGAUUCUGUAAAGAGCUCUGGUCCUUGUGCCUCAGCGCUCAAGAGAACCCCCAGGGCGUGCCCAAAGAACUCUUGGAGGCGAAGAAGCUCGAGCUGAUACAAGAAAAAGCCGCAGCCGAGAAAGCAGCGGAGGAAGCUCGACAGCGCAAGGAGCAAGAGCGGACGAGAGAACGAGAGAUCGAAGAUCUGCGGCAACGAGAAAGGGCCGAUAGAAAUAGAAGAGGAAGGGGGGGUCGAGGGGGUCGGGACUUCAACCGGAGACCUUCAAGAUCACCGCCUCGGCGAAACAGCCGCGAUCGGUUUCGUGAACCACCGCCUCGAAGACGCGAGUUAGACUCGUACGUUCCUACUGGGUCUCGUCGAACCCGUCGGUCCUCAAGAUCGCCAAGUGGUUCACCUUCCCGCGUUCUAUCUUCGUCACGUUCGCCGCCGCCGCGCCGGCCACGCCAGGAACCCCGCACCCGACCCAGAGACACUCGUCGCCGGUCCCCCAGCGGCUCUGUGUCUCCUGACAGACGGAAUCACGGGAAGCCAAGGAGACAAAGUCCUGAUUACGGUGAUCGCGCUCGAUCCAUUUCCCGCAGUGAUUCCUCGCGCUCACGUUCCCCCAGAAGAGACCGAAGGAGACGCAGAUCCGUUUCGUCCCGCAGUUCCUCGCGAUCGCCUGCCGUGAAGGAUCGCCGCAGAAAAAGGGAGGCCUCUGGGUCCAGAUCGGGGUCGAGAUCGAGAUCUCGCACCCCGGGUGAAAGAGGUGGCAGGCGAAGGAGAUCACCUCCACCUCGCGAUUCACGCGUUGAUAGAAAAGAACCCACCGCUGAUAUUGUCAAGGCCCGCCAUGACCGUGACGACCGCCGCUUGAGUCGCAGCCGAAACCGAACCGACGGCCGCAGCGGACGUCGGAGCCGCAGCAGGGGACGCACCCGCUCUCGCAGCGGGACCCCACGGCGUUCGGUUUCACGCUCUCCUUCUAAUUCUCGGUCCCGCAGCCGCAGCCACACGAGGGAUAGAAAAAGACGUCGUUCCAUCCCUAGAUAUGCUCCCUCCGCCCGAAGACGGCGUAACACCUCUUCCGUAUCUAUCCCCACUGAGAAACGCCAGAGAAUGACUGAUUCAGAACACACCGCUUCCAAAAAGACACCUCAGCAGCCAACCGAGAGCUCGGACAAAGAGAUGAAGGAGGCGGAUGAGGUGCGUGAAUGACCUCGAGGCUUUAAAUCAACUUCUCGUCUGCUCUAGAUCGACCAAAUAGUACCCUUUCAUGCAACUAAGACGAAGCCUCUGAAAUUCCCCUCCUUGGAACUGCGCGAAAGAUUACUGCGCGAAAAAUUGGUUGCAAUGCGCCGCACCUCAGGUGAAACCGGUAGGUGACAUAAACAUACAAAGCAUCUAGGAAAUUCAAC